Messenger RNA from Drosophila biarmipes, 1270 nucleotides. It is a transcript of the gene elm, whose product is annotated as calcineurin B homologous protein 1. The transcript is spliced from 2 exons. The coding region runs from base 135 to 704 and encodes 189 amino acids. Gene Ontology annotation, molecular function: calcium ion binding. NCBI's taxonomy places the organism in Eukaryota, Metazoa, Arthropoda, Insecta, Diptera, Drosophilidae. The record is from RefSeq and is a predicted model, not a curated record.
CCGCUAUUCCACCGCUAUCAGACUGUACACAAAUCGGACUUCUGAUCGAAAUCGUUCAAUGCCAUUCAAUGCUAGUCAGCGACUGCUGAAAGUUUAAACAAAUCGAUCGGUUGGCGCACGAACACAACGUCACCAUGGGCAAUAAGUCGUCGCUAUUCCUGCGGAACGAGGAGAUCGCGCAGAUCCAGGAGGAGACUGGCUUCACUCCCAACCAGAUUGAGCGCCUGUACUCGCGCUUCACCUCGUUGGAUCGCAACGACUGCGGAACUCUGUCCCGGGAGGAUCUGAUGCGCAUCCCGGAGCUUGCCAUCAACCCGCUGUGCGAGCGGAUAGUGCACUCCUUCUUUGCCGAGAGCAACGACGAUCGGGUGAACUUCCGGCAGUUCAUGAACGUGUUGGCCCACUUCCGCCCGUUGAGGGAUAACAAGCAGAGCAAGCUGAACAGCCGCGAGGAAAAGCUGAAGUUUGCCUUCAAGAUGUACGACCUGGACGACGAUGGUGUGAUCAGCCGGGACGAGCUGCUGUCUAUCCUGCACAUGAUGGUGGGCGCGAACAUCAGCCAGGACCAGCUGGUGAGCAUUGCGGAACGGACUAUCCUGGAGGCGGAUCUGUGCUGCCAGGGCAAGAUCUCCUUCGAGGACUUCUGUAAAGCUCUGGACCGCACCGACGUGGACCAGAAGAUGUCCAUACGGUUUCUCAACUAGGUGGACUUAGGGAUCACGAGGAAAGAGCGAGCUUCUUAGUCAGUGUGUACCAAAUAGUUUAGGACGGAGUCAGACGAGAGGCAUUUCGGUGGGCUACUUAAACCUCUGAUGAUUUUGAAACAUUAAUUCAGUUGCUAUUAAACCAGUUGUUUCUAAAAUGAAAAAAAAAUGUCUCAAAGUGCUUUAAGCCAUUACAAAAAUAAUUUAAUGUAUAUUUAAGAUGUAAAAUGUCAUUUAUUUUCAUUUAAAGAACACAGGUGCUACAAGUGUAGUAAAAAAGAUCCAAUAUCUGAAUCAGAGUACGAAUCUUGAAAUUUGUGAUGACGUAAUAAAUUCCGUACAUUUUUUGAGACUUUCUUAAACCACACCAUAUUUUUGCUUGAAAAUCUUCAAAGGUUUCGGGAAUGCUCCGGAUUAACUUGUAUUAGUAGUUGUUAUAAAGAACGAUACGCUAUUUUCUUUUUGUUAAUACUUUGUUUUGUCGAUAGCAAACUCAUUCCGAUCAGAGUAAAUUCUAAUCUUGUGUUUGGCUGCUUUCAAAUAAAAACCAAGCGGAUUGAACAUAA